AUCGAUUCCCACGCCCUCGCUCUAAAAUCAGCUGUUUGGCACAGAAAGUUGGGUGGCUUUCGUUAAUCCAAUGAAAUAAACAAAAAAAACACCACAAAAACAAUGCAGAUAAAGCCCAUCAUUACGUAUUCCGGCUCGGGCCCGCUGUUUCGCUCACUGGAGUCGCAAAUCCUGAAUGCCAUCCCCUUGGACACAUGCGAGUGGAGACGCACCUUCCAACGCCCCACUAAACAUGUUCGUCUGGAGGCACAGACCCAGCAGUUCAAUGUGGCUGCUCUGGAGAAGUACAAGAAAGGUGACUGGAGCAUCUUGGAGCACCCAAUAUUGCACAUCUUCGUCACGGAAUGCAAUGACGUUGACGCCUACAAGGCCUCCACCAGGGAGGAGAUUGAUACUUGGCUCAAACUUUUGACCAGUUACGGCGUCUCGGACUGGAUGAUUCUGCUGGUGGAGACAUUGGACAUGCGGAAGACCAAGAACUUUAUGCCACGCACCACGGUGCUGGACAAGAUUCGACUGGACUUCAGCACCAAGAACGACGAUCGCUGCAUCUCCGUCCUGAACCCGGCCAAGUUCGAGCAGAAGUCCACGGAGUCGUUCCGCUGCCUGGUGCAGCGCAUCCGCUUUCUGAUGCUCACCAGCUACAAUCGCAACAUUGUGAAGUACGAGGAACUCAUACGGAGCAAGCGCGAAAAGCGGAACCUUGAGGGCUGGGACUUUCGCCAGUAUUUCUUCAUGCAGGAGGACUUGGCGCUGAUCUUCGAGAAGCUGGAGCUGCCCACCGAGGCGCUGAUACAGUACGACGAACUGGACGCCAUGUUCUCGCAGUUCGUAACGCACACUGGCCUCAACGAGAAGCAGCAGUGGCUGAACCACUUUCGGCGGCCCUUGGACGCAUUCCAUGGCAUUUGCCUGACCCGGCCGGACCGGUUCGAAAUGCGCAACAAGAUACGCGACGAGGGCGUCUCCCUGCUGGAGUUCCGCAACUAUCUGUUCGAGAGGCAGGCCUAUCUGCUGCUCACCUGCAACGACAUCCCGGAGAUCGCAAAACGACUGCUCAACUUCCUCUUCUCCACGCUGCGCGAGGUGGAGUUCAUUAAGCUGGAGUGCCAGGAGGGCGCCCUUUGCUGCUGGGAGUUCGUUUGCGCUCUGGAGGUUCUGCAGCUGUGCGAGCAGGCCAUGGAACCCAACGAGGUUACCUGCUUCCAGCACUGCGCUCCCAUCUGGAACUUGGCCAAGGACAAGCUCUAUGAGCUGGGCAAACUGUGUGGCCUUUUGCCCGGCUGUACGCCCACUUCGGAGCAGCUUCACAUAGUGGUGCAGCUGUCGUCGGGUAUAGGGGAUGCCCCGCCGGAGCCGCAGCAGUUCCUGCAGGCCACACCUCAGCUGCGGGAACGUUCUCCCAACCGCAAGCCCAAAAAAUCGGCGGCCGAGCAGCUUAAGGAGGCAUUGGGCUCCAAUCAGGCAUUCCAGAAGCUCUACCUGGAGCUGGCGGAGUUGGCCAUCAGUACGUACAAACAUGUAACCCGCUUGCGUUCGGCUCGUUUGGUGGGCUUGGAUCUGGGAAACUUCUACUGUGCCCUAAAUGAACCGCACAAGGCGGUUGGAUUCUUCACGGAUCUCCUCAGGGAACUGAAGGCCGAAAACUGGCAUAUGCUGAGCUCCCAGACGCUGCUCGAACUGGCCAACUGCUACCGCAAGAUGGGCGACUCGCUGGCGUACACCAAGACCUGUAGCUCUAUAUCGUGUUGCGCCGAACUGGAGACUUUAGUGCGAACUUUCUAUUUCGAUGAGUUCCUUAAAUCGCUCAAAACUCUGAAGACAACUCUAUCGGCUCAGCCGUCCAUGGAGAAUGCCAACUUUUGUGUGCUAGAGGAUCAUUUUCGCGUCCUGGACAUUGAGGUUGUCACACCAAAACCUAUUAUUCAAGAUGAUUACAUCCUGGUGCAGCUGAAAGUGGAGAGCCUCUACCCGCGUGGGAUCGUCGCUGAAAAUAUAAAGCUUUGCUAUGAGUUGCAAGCGGCUCCUUUGGAACUAGCCAUGGAAAACGUGUCUCUGACUUCCUCCCCGUCGGCGGUGAAGGUCAAGGACGGGUCCACCACGACCCGCCUGAAGGUGUCCCUGCAGCUUGUCUACAAACAGGACAAUCGUUUGCACUCAGCAGCCGUGGCCUGCGACAUGCCCAAGAGCAAGCAGCCCGUGCGUCGGACGAGCAGCACCAAGCGGAAGCUCUCGCCCAGUGUCCAGGCGGACUUCACCAACUUUGUGCAGGCAGAGAACAUUGCCCUUCAACCAGGCGUCAAUUUGAUCGAACUCAAGGCAAAGGCCACUCGAGUGGGCAGCUGGCAGUUCAAACAGCUCUGCGUCAGCAUGUCCAGCCUGGAGUUCUUGUCCGAGCAGCUUCCAUUUACGCCUCCCAGCUUUGAGAUCAGCACCAAGCCAGCCAGUGCCACGCUGGAGUUCAAGACUCUUAUUGCCGGUAUGGUGCAACCGAUUACUCUGAAUGUUUCCGGCGGAAGUUUCAUCUUUCCGCCCGAUGCAAAAAUCACACUGCGUUGCUCAAAGAACCUACGCAUACGACAGGCGCGGAACUCGGAGGAUGUAGCCGCUUAUAAUGAAGAUGCAUCCUUUGAAAGUCUACUGCAGGUUCCGCUGCUGCAAUUCAAGUCGUUCGAGGAACGCAAAAUUCCACUGGAGGUUCUGACGGAUAUGCCGGGCCGUAAGGUGUCCAAGAGUGUCCAUGAGCACCACAUUGCCCUAAGUUGCCCGUGGUCCCGCACUGAGCUGCCGAUUCCCGUGGAAUUUCAACCAGCCAUGGAGGCCACUUGCCGGCUUCAUACGUGCGGCACUCAGAAGUUCUUACAGGUGAUCAUGAAGGGCCUGGAUGCACAUCUCCUUCUGCAGAAUGCUCAGGUCAAGUGUGAUGUACCCGGUGUGCAACUGCGAGAUCUCAAUCCCGAGCCCCAUCAGCCCAUAGAAAUCUACAAAUCGCUAACAGUCACAUAUCUAUAUGAGAUCCAAGUUGAGCCCCUCAAAACCGAGCACGAACUGCCUGUCGUUAAAGUGCAUUUUGUUAUUAAAUACGCUCCACUUUCGCAACCGGAUGUGUGGAGAACCUAUGGAUGCGCUUUUGAUCUUGUGGACUACACUACGCUCUUCAAGCUGCAGGCUCAGCUGGAACCCAAUGAGCUGUGCCGCCUGCGCACCGUUUGCAACCUGAACCUGAAGAUAACCAAGGUCCAUGAGAAUCCGUACACGGAUUUGAUGUACGAAGUACUUAACGAUCAGAAUUUGUGGGCCGUUUGCGGUCGCUCAGCGGAUAUGGGUGUGGUUUCCAUGAAGGACGUGGACAGUCAUUCCAUAUCCCUGGAUGUGAUGCCGCUGAGUACCGGCUUUCUGCCCAUGCCCAGCAUUCGAUUGUCCAAGUACACGGCCGGGGGCAAGAGCAAGACCGAUGCCCACUCUAAGGUGCAUCCCUUUCCGCCCGGACAGGUCUACAACUCCACGAAGAGCAUGCAGAUCCAUGUCAUAGCCAGUGUGGCUGGGGAUCAGUGAGCAGCCAAAUUGAAUAUAAAGUAAUUGCAAUGUACUCGUACCACAUACAUAUGGCCUAUGGUCAAGUAUUAUUAAUUAUUUAUCUUUCUACUAUAAAGAAGUAAAAGUUGAAAA
Drosophila elegans is the source of this 3669-nucleotide messenger RNA. RefSeq names its product trafficking protein particle complex subunit 10 (gene SIDL). Lineage: Eukaryota; Metazoa; Arthropoda; Insecta; Diptera; Drosophilidae. The transcript is spliced from 7 exons. Gene Ontology annotation, biological process: early endosome to Golgi transport; intra-Golgi vesicle-mediated transport. Gene Ontology annotation, cellular component: TRAPPII protein complex. The record is from RefSeq and is a predicted model, not a curated record. The coding region runs from base 103 to 3555 and encodes 1150 amino acids.